Messenger RNA from Orbicella faveolata, 1935 nucleotides. RefSeq names its product pancreatic secretory granule membrane major glycoprotein GP2-like. The record is from RefSeq and is a predicted model, not a curated record. Lineage: Eukaryota; Metazoa; Cnidaria; Anthozoa; Scleractinia; Merulinidae.
ACGGAUACAAAAACGGAAUUCAAAACAUAACACUUGCGCGCGCAACGCCAUAAAUGAUUACCCUCUGGAGCCACGCUAAAAAGCCCAGUCAAUCGUUAACUUAUUUAAAAAAGCCCUUUAGCACGGUCACCCCGUUAAUACGGGCAGAUUUUUGUGGCCCGUUGGUGACCGGAUUAACGGGGUUCCACUCAGUGUAGAAUGAUUUCUAAGAACAAGUAUCAAGAUUUGAGGGUCUUACUACGAAUUUUUCUGAAUAGAUCAACUUCGUUUGAGUUUGAAUUUAAUCCGAACUUUAUGAUUAUUUUCAGCACCUACCCGCGAAGGUAAGUAAAAUAUCUAGAAAGGUAGUGGAUUUGUUCAAAUUCGGCUGUUCACGCUGAAAAAUUAUUCAAUGAUUUUGUUUAAUUUAACUUGCUGCAUUUCCUCAUUCGGAUUAUUAAGCGUUUGUUUUCUGAGGUCAACAGAGUAGAAUAGAGUAAGUUUUCGUGUUUACAAGAGACUGCAGUGAUUCUACGAACCUUUUAUCAGUAACUCAAACACGUACUCCUAAAGAUUAAUAUUGAUGGGAAAAAACUAUAUAAGGUUAUCUAAUGAUCUUGGUAAAUAUAAUAUUUUUGGACAAAACAGAAAAGAAUAAGCAAAUAAAGGGGUCAUGUUGCAGCUCUCGCAAGGUCUCACAUGAAUGGCUUAAAACCCUUUGAACAAACAACAGAAACAAUGCCCCCUAGCCCCAAAACAAUAACAGCUGCUGCAAUGACGACAAAUAGAAUUACAAGCUUACAAGAGCUGCUACACUACGGAAAUAAAGAUCAGAUACCCUACAAUAAUGAAUCAUACCGGUAGUUAAUUUCUUUUAUUUUAUUAUUUUUUUUUUUAUGACUGUAACCUUUCUUGCUGUAACUAACUGGUAUGGUUUUACUUGAAGUGGAUGGCUGCACAAAUUACACAGUCCUGAGUGAAGCAGACCGCGCUCAAGGAAACGCAGAACCGCCUCAUGACAGAGACGACAGUAGCUUGGUAACGGGUUGGUAUCGUUUUCAAGGAGCUGCCGGGGAUCAGAUGUCGGACAAAUGUGUACUUAAAUAUCGCUGCGGUACUGGGGGUCCAGGUUGGCUUAAUGGUGCACACCCGACAGUCGCUGAAGGAGUGGUGACACGUAAAGUCUGUUACACUGAAAACGACGACUGCUGUUAUUGGAAUAACAUCAUUAAAGUGAAGAACUGCAACUCUUACUACGUGUAUGAGUUACAGAAGACACGUUCUUAUCGCUAUUGUGGUAACGCCGGCGCUGUGGAUGGUUGUACAAAUUACACAGUCCUGAGUGAAGCAGACCGCGCUCAAGGAAACGCAGAACCGCCUCAUACUAGAAGCGAUGGUAGCCUGUUAACGGGUUGGUAUCGUUUCCAAGGAGCUGCCGGGGAUCAGAUGCCGGACAAAUGUGUUCUUAGGUAUCGCUGCGGUACUAACCAUUCAGGUUGGCUGAAUGGUGCACACCCGACAGUCGCUGAAGGAGUGGUGACACGUCAAGUCUGUUAUAGUUGGUACAGUGACUGCUGUGAGGAUAGUAACAUCAUUAAAGUGAAGAGCUGCGGCUCUUACUACGUGUAUGAGUUACAGAGGACACCUACUCCGCUCAGUCGCUAUUGUGGAAACGCCGGCGCUGGUAAGUUACAUUGAUCAGUUGUGUUAAUAGCCAACCUGAAUGACUGAAAAUAUACCAUGAGCCUGAAAUAAGUUGACAAACCUCCCUGCGUAUCUAAUCGAACAAAAUCGAACCAAAAUUCAAUCGAACUCAAUCGAAGACCGCAUCGUUCGUUUGAGUUCGGUAAUCCAACAAAAUCGAACAUCUAUUUUGCUGUGAGUUAGGUCAGAGAGUUUGUUAACAGAGGAAAACAAUUCAAGAGGAAAGGACGUUUCUUCCGUGAGCUAAUAAUA